Messenger RNA from Salarias fasciatus (jewelled blenny), 987 nucleotides. Its product is annotated as sialoadhesin-like. The record is from RefSeq and is a predicted model, not a curated record. The transcript has 5 exons. The annotation marks the transcript as partial. NCBI's taxonomy places the organism in Eukaryota, Metazoa, Chordata, Actinopteri, Blenniiformes, Blenniidae.
GUUGCAGUGUGGAUUAAAGAUGAUGCACCUUUUCAGAAUCAUCCAGAACGAAUAGUUUUUAACAGCAGUAAUGAAGUUAACUACCCUGAUAUCAGCAUCAUUGGAGACCUGAGAGAAAGAGACUGCACCACCAAGUUUGAGAGAUUCAAACUUGAAAAAUCCACAAAGUUCUUCUUUAGAAUUGAGAAUGAAUCAUUCAAGGCAACAGCUACUUUAGAUCCUGUUGAGAUUAAACUGACAGAUUCUCCUCCGAGGCCCAGAUUAGAAGUCUCAGCUGAUCUGAAGGACCUGAAGGAGAAGGAGUCUGUCACUGUAACCUGCUCAGCUCUCACUCCCUGUUCACACUCCCCUCCUCAACUCACCUGGAGCCUCCAACAAGACGCUCACAGCCAAACUGAGGAAAACACAGAUGGAACCUUCAGCACUCAGUUCCAGAAGACCCUCACUCUGUCAGACACACAUGAUGGAUUCAACCUCAGCUGCUCUGCUGUGUAUCCUGUUGCUGGAGGAGAACCUGUGAAAACACCUGAGACAGAGUUAACUCUCAGUGUUUCAUAUUCUCCUAAAGACACGACAGUCUCCAUCAGUCCAUCAGGGAGCUGGGUGACCCUGACCUGCUCCAGCAGAGCCAAACCUGCCGUCAGCAGCUUCACCUGGUUCAAGAACAGUGACCAUGGACCCAUCAAAGUGUCUGAAGGAGACUUUUACACCUUUAAUGUGGCCGACAUAACAGAUCCAGCAAGUUUUUACUGUGUAACUAAAAAUUCUCUUGGUAAUCAGACGUCAUUGUGGAUUCAUGUGAACAAAGCAGACACGACAGCCUUCAUCAGUCCAUCAGGGAGCUGGGUGACCCUGACCUGCUCCAGCAGAGCCAAACCUGCCGUCAGCAACUUCACCUGGUUCAAGAACAGUGACCAUGGGCCCAUCAAAGUGUCUGAAGGAGACUUUUACACCUUUAAUGUGGCCAACACAACAGAUCCAGUUUAG